CAGGAGCGGCUCGGCUGGGCUCGGCUGGGCUCGGAGCGGAGCGGGCGGCGGGGGAAGAUGGAAGGAGCCUCGUUCGGAGCGGGCCGGGCUGGGGGGGCCAUUGACCCUGUGGAUUUCGUGAAGCAGCCGCAGACCAUCCUCCGGGUGACAACCUGGAUCUUCUCCAUCGUGGUGUUCGGCUCCAUCGUCAACGAGGGCUAUGUGAACAAGGACGGCCGCGGCCCCGAGCUGCUCUGCGUCUUCAACGGCAACGACAGCGCCUGCGGCUACGGCAUCGCCGUCGGCAUCAUUGCCUUCUUCGGCUGCAUCUUCUUCCUCGUCCUGGACCUCUACUUCCAGCAGAUCAGCAGCGUCAAGGACCGCCGGCGCGCGGUGCUGCUCGACCUGGGCUUCUCCGGCUUCUUGUCCUUCCUGUGGUUUGUAGCCUUCUGCUUCCUGGCAAACCAGUGGCAGAGGACGACGAUGAGCAGGGGAGCGUGGCAGGGAGCUGAUGCUGCCCGGGCAGCCAUCACCUUCUCCUUCUUCUCCAUCAUUGUCUGGGUGGCUCUGGCGCUGAAGGCCCUGCAGCGGUACCGCCUGGGCACGGACAUGUCUCUCUUUGCCACCGAGCAGCUGGCAGCCGACGCCGGCGUGCCCUACCCUGGCUACCCUGGCGGCAGCGGCGUGGAGAGCACAGACACCUACCAGAGCCCUCCCUUCACCGACACCUUAGAGCCCAACCCUAAAGGCUACCAAGUGCCAGCGUACUGAUGGGCAGGGCUCAGCCUGGGCAGCGCCCGGGCCCGCGGCGGCACCGAGCCGGCUGCCCCCCACGCCUCUCCGGUCCCUCCCCUCCCCUGUGGCGGCUCAGUGCCGGGGUCCUUGCUAUUAGCUAGUUGUGCAGUGAGGUCUGUACAGUGGUAUUGGUUCUUGUCUUGCCUUGUCCAAGGGGUUUCUAAAAGCAGUGUUCCCUCUAAGUCCCCAGGAAGGGAGGGUGGUGGCUGCCACCUCACCCACGCGCAGCCAGGGGUGACUGAAGGCCCUCGCUGAGGCUUGGCACCGAGCGCUUGGUGCUGGGCCCUGCUGAGCACCCAGCAGAACCCAAAGUACCUUUGCCUGUUAGGGAGCUGAGGAGCUGCUGCUGCUCGCCCAGAGUCGAGCAG
Messenger RNA from Dryobates pubescens (Downy woodpecker), 1142 nucleotides. RefSeq names its product synaptogyrin 3 (gene SYNGR3). Lineage: Eukaryota; Metazoa; Chordata; Aves; Piciformes; Picidae. Gene Ontology annotation, cellular component: synaptic vesicle membrane; neuromuscular junction. Bases 58 to 750 code for a protein of 230 amino acids. The transcript has 4 exons. The record is from RefSeq and is a predicted model, not a curated record.